CUCAAACAAACAGUGGAGCCAAAACAUAGUUAGCUGUGCUAGAUAUGUAAAAGUUCGCUCAAAAGAAGGCGGAAAACAUCCCUGUUCAACGUUAUAAGUUUCCACCAUGAAGACCUCCAAACCAGUGCUAAAGGCCUCUACUCAGGAGGAGUGUGGUGUGUGGCUGGACACUGUGCAGUUGAAAGCUAAAGCUAAACAGAAAAAAGUAGUUCGUCCCAUUUCUAAACUGCUGAACCCGUUUGUUGAGGGUGGAGGAUACAGUUUGGCUGUGGCGCUCAACUUCACUCAGACCAAAAUAGAAAUGCCGAAGACCAAACAGGCCUCCAUAUCAGCCUUCUUUGCACCUAAAUGCAAAGUUCUCAACAAGACGUCCUCAUCUGAUGCACCAGUAUGGUCCACCUCAUCAUCUACGUCAACUGAUCCCUCACCUGUAGCAUCUGGUACAAAGCGCAGAUGUGAUAUGGACCAUGAGAUGUCUGAUUUUUAUAACUCAGAGGACCAAAAAGAAAAUGUUCCUGUGGAUCAUGAGUGGAAAUGUAAAAAUGUGACUAAGCCUGAAGCAGCAGUGGGGCAGGAGCAGGAUGAGGCAAACUACUCGCCUCCUCAAAACACGUACUGUGAAUUUGAAGAAGAGCAGACUGAUGAGAUGAAGCUACCAGAGAGAAAGAGAAGACUCAUUGAAACCUCGUCAUUGCCAGGUGACAGUCAGCCUCUUCCACAGGCGUGGAGUCAGGACCCAUUGAUCACAUAUGAAAGUGAAUUUGACCUGACUAACCAGAAAUACACCACAGCUAAGGACUUAAAUGACUAUGAGCCAAGUUUCCUGAACAGUUUGCAAAGUGAGGAUGCCUUUGUAACUCGGAUGAAUUCGGAAGGGAAAACCUCAACUCAAAAAGCCUUUAAAAACUUUUCUUCUUCUCAGAUAGAUGAUGAGAAAGCAUACAGCUGGUCAUUGUCUUCUAACUCUCCAAGCGAGCAGUCACCUCUCUCGAACUGUAAAAGGACAGAACCAAAAACUGCAUCACCUCCAAAAAAUAUCCCAGAACACCCGAAGAGAAAGGCUUAUAAAGAAGAGAGCCUUGACUCCCAGUUCAAGUGGACGAAACCAAGAACCUCCCCUUUAAAAAAACGAGCAGCACAGCAGCAAGGCAGAGAGGUUGACGAGGACAGUCUGGCCAUGCUGUUCACCCAGGACUCUGAAGGCUUCAGGGUGAUAGCACACCGCAGUCUGCAAGCCAGGAGUCCACUUAAGGAUCAGAGUAACGUGAGCACUGGGACGGCGAAAAGACGUUUUGCUUAUAACUGUGUGUUUGAGGAUGAGGAAGAUGAUUUUCUCUUUACUCAAGAUUCUCAGGGAAAUAUGGUGAUCAAACACUGAGAGGACACUUUGAAACUCAGUAUCAGACAUUUUACUGUAUGUGGAUUGUUGAUCUGUAGUGUUUUUAAACACAUUUGUACCUCAUGCACUAGUUGUCAAAGCUUGAAACUAAUUGUCAGGAUUUUACU
Molecule: messenger RNA, 1506 nt
Organism: Scomber japonicus (chub mackerel)
Lineage: Eukaryota; Metazoa; Chordata; Actinopteri; Scombriformes; Scombridae
Exons: 4
Coding region: 107-1378 (423 amino acids)
Biological process (GO): spindle organization
Cellular component (GO): centrosome; spindle pole
Source: RefSeq, a predicted model, not a curated record